Messenger RNA from Danaus plexippus (monarch butterfly), 3022 nucleotides. It is a transcript of the gene path, whose product is annotated as proton-coupled amino acid transporter-like protein pathetic. The coding region runs from base 187 to 1620 and encodes 477 amino acids. The transcript has 9 exons. The record is from RefSeq and is a predicted model, not a curated record. Gene Ontology annotation, cellular component: vacuolar membrane. Gene Ontology annotation, molecular function: amino acid transmembrane transporter activity. NCBI's taxonomy places the organism in Eukaryota, Metazoa, Arthropoda, Insecta, Lepidoptera, Nymphalidae. Gene Ontology annotation, biological process: amino acid transmembrane transport.
GUUCGCUUUUGCAACCUUCGUUCAUUCCGAUUUUAACCACCGCGUCGAACGCGCGCGCUUCACACUAUUUAUAAAAACACGUGGCGGUGUAGUUGGUUCACAGUAUAACCUCAUUGUGAUAUAGAAAUAUAUACGAGACUGCUAGAAGGUAUCCCAUUAUAGCAGCUGUAAAUCCAAGGAGCUGAUAUGGUGAAUGAGUCAAAUGGGAACGUGGCUCCUCCCCAGGAGUUGGAGACGUUCCUUCCACAAGACGAGAAGAAAGACAAGGUUGAGAAAAAAUAUAACCUAACUAAAGAAAAAGAUGUCGAAGAGGGUGAUUACGAUCCGUUUGCAGAAAGAAAAUUGGACAAUCCGACCUCCAACAUGGACACACUGACUCACUUACUGAAGGCGUCUUUGGGUACUGGUAUUCUAGCUAUGCCAAAAGCCUUCCAGUGUUCAGGGCUUUUGGCGGGAAUUUUCUUCACGAUUUUGGUCGCUGUAGUAUGCACUCACUGCGCAUACGUCCUUAUAAAAUGCGCACACGUACUUUACUACAAGACGAAAAAACCAACAAUGAGCUUUCCGGAAGUUGCGGAGGCGGCCCUGGAUAACGGUCCCCAAUGGGGAAGAAGAUGGGCAUAUACUUUUAGGAUCUUCAUCUUGGUCAGUCUGUUCAUAACGUACUUCGGUACGUGUUCGGUGUACGCGGUUAUAAUUGCUGAAAAUAUUAAAAAGGUAGUUCAUUUCUAUUGGGAAAGCACCCAAGAAAACUUCGGGAUACGAAUAUUUAUCCUCCUAAUUCUCCCGCUGCUAAUCUUUAUGGCAUGGAUCAAGAAUCUGAAAUAUUUGGCGCCGGUCUCAAUGAUAGCAAAUUUAUUUAUGGCAGUGGGCCUCGGGAUAACGUUUUAUUUCCUCGUCGGCACCGAGUCCUUGGAUUUCGGGAAAGUUGCAGCAGUGAAACAUCCCAGCGAAUGGCCGCAAUUUUUCUCCCUCACAAUCUUUGCCAUGGAGGCAAUCGGUGUCGUGAUGCCUUUAGAAAAUUCGAUGAAAACUCCGCGCUCUAUGCUUGGAUUCUGCGGGGUUCUGAACAAGGGGAUGUCUGGUGUCACCUUGGUGUACAUUCUUCUUGGAUUCCUUGGUUACCUCCGCUACGGAGAGCUGGUACAAGAUUCGAUCACGCUCAACUUGGAACCGCACCCCGACGAUCCUAAGAUCUAUGAAGUUCUCGCCCAAACCGUAAAAAUUUCCAUCGCCAUCGCCGUGUACUGCACAUUUGGGCUCCAAUUCUUCGUCUGCAUCGAAAUCAUGUGGAACUGCAUGAAGGACAAGUUCACUCAGCGGCCGGACCUCGCGGACUACGUGAUGCGCACCAUCCUAGUCACAGUGUGCGUUCUCCUGGCCGUGGCCGUGCCCACAAUAGGUCCGUUCAUGGGCGUCAUCGGCGCGUUCUGCUUUUCUAUCCUCGGCCUCAUCGCUCCCGCUUUCAUAGAAAUCAUAACCUUCUGGGACAUCGGUUUCGGUCCUUACAAAUAUCUCAUAUGGAAAAAUUUACUCGUACUAAUCUUCGGGCUGUUCGCUCUCAUUUUCGGCACCAUAGAUGCGUUCAAAAGCAUAAUAUCCGUGUACAGCGCACACUAGCACCGAGGGCGGACAGUUAAGUUGCAUUAGUGAUUUUUGUAAGUUAAUUUUAAGAUAGCAAUCGAGACUUCGUACGUCUAACUGACAUUUUAAAAACGUUCUUGAAUGGUGCUUCAUAUUAUAUAACAUUAACCGGUCGCGUGUGGUCCGUUAGGUUAUUGUUAAUUGGAUUAUUGUAUUUCGAUAGCAUUCCCAAAUGCGGCGCUGUUUUAAUAAGAGCUGUCUUAGCUUUAUUAGGUGUUUGAACGAUGUCUCAUGUUAAGUGGUUACGGUGCGCCCACCCACAUAAUGACGUGAUAUUCUUAUAAAUAAUUGAUAUUAAUAAAAAAUUAUAAUUUAAGGGAUUCGGAUUAACAUCUCAAAAUUUUUUUUUAAAUACUUCAUUUUAACUACAUACGUCAUUGUAAUUUCCUGUUUAGAUCAAAAUGUAAAAAAUAAUUAUAGUUCUAACUGCCGUCUGAAAUGUUUGCAACGGAUUCGUGGACAAAGCUCUUAAGAUAGUUAAACUUAAGAUCAAUAUUUUAUUAUAUUAAAUAACGAUUUUUAUUUUAUUUAACCCCGUAUUAAAGAUAAUGUUUCUGCUAUAGAUUGAUAAAUGGCAUUGAUCGGUGUUUAUGAAAAUUCCUGCCCUCGGAUUAUAGAUAGAAUCGAAUUUUUAUAUUACGAAAACAAAUAUACUUAUUGAUAAAAAAAAUUAUGUACUUAAUGCCACGGAAUUUAAUAGUUUUAGUGCGUCAUAAUGUCUAAGUGUGAGGACGAUAGCACUUGUACAUAUACCAAAUCAUAGUGAUGUGAUAUAAAAGAGAACAGUGGAAUAUCCAACGAGGCCUUCUUUACUAGACCAUAGACAUAGAAACAGUAUUUUAGAUCGAGUUUUAGUAGUAAAAUGAUAUAUUAAUUGAAAAGCAAACUUGAAUCUUAAUGGGGGACCAUUUUUCGUUACGCUCUGCUACGUUAUUCGCAUUUACAGAUGUUAUUCAAUUUAUAUUAGUCGUAAGUAGAUACUGGCUUUUAUAUAUGUUAUAAGCUUUCGUAUUGGGAUUUUAAAUAUGUGUACGCCCUAUGCAUAGGCUGUUUUUUUUUUUUUACAGAUGGUAUUAUUUAUGUUAAAGCCAACAAAGUUCCUAUAUCAUAAUUUUUAUUAAAAAAAAAAUUAUAUGAAAUGGUGAUUUUUAGUAGGCAAUCUGGUAUUAAAAUUAUAUAAUAUAAUAGGUUCACGUGACAUUUCUAAAACCGGCAUGUACAGCUAUCGUGUGUUAAAAAAAAAUAUUACGUCAAACUAUUCGUACAUCUCGAAUCGAAAGUACAUUGUUAUGUCAAACGAGCCUACACAUCAAUUUUAUGUAUGUCUUAAUUAUUUUUUUUUUUUUAAAUUGUUUUACAAAUACAGAACAAUUCCGAA